Messenger RNA from Thrips palmi, 4965 nucleotides. RefSeq names its product serine/arginine repetitive matrix protein 2 (gene Srrm234). The transcript has 12 exons. The record is from RefSeq and is a predicted model, not a curated record. Lineage: Eukaryota; Metazoa; Arthropoda; Insecta; Thysanoptera; Thripidae. Gene Ontology annotation, molecular function: mRNA binding. The coding region runs from base 167 to 3700 and encodes 1177 amino acids.
CACAGAGCGAUCGAAGCGCCCUCUCUCUCGACGGUGGUGAAAGUAACUAAAUCGAAACUCGUUGCUGCUUGCUGCUGCACCGCACGUCGUGCAUGUACACACUCCAAUGGCGUUCUUGCUGUAAAUUUGUUUAUCGAAGUAACCGCUCCUAUUUUGAGGACCUGUCAUGUACAACGGUAUUGGUCUAAGUACAGCCCGAGGCUCUGGUACAAAUGGUUAUGUACAGCGUAACUGGGCUUCUGUACGACCCAAAGAAAAGACAAAGUACAAAACUGAGGAAGAUCUAGAAAAGGCAGAAGCUGCUGCCAAUAAACAGCCCAACAAGGAAAUCCUUGAUCAUGAGAGGAAAAGGAAAAUUGAAGUUCGGUGUGAAGAAUUGCGACAAGCACUCGAGGAUCAAGGGUACACUUCAGAAGAAAUCAAUGAGAAAGUAGGCCAUUUUCGCAAGCUGCAAACUGAUGGAAAGAAGUCCGAAACAAAACGUGACGACCAUGGGCGUGUUGAUGUUCGUGAAACCCAUGAGAUUGCCGAGGCUCAGCAAGAAAAGAAUGCCAAGCUAAGAGAUGCCUUUGGGAUAUCAGAGUACUUCAUCGAAGGAAGCAGUCUGGAUCCACAGCGUCUAGCCAAGGAGCAGGCUGCGAAGGAAGCGGCCAAGGAGGCUGCUAAAGAAGCUGCUGCAACUGACCCAAAGAAAUAUGCUCUUGUGAGAACACCAAGCCCUGAGGUGGAGAAGCCUGGAAAGAAACGCAAAAGGAAAAAUCGGGAGAGUUCUUCUAGUCCAGAGCCUAAGAAGAAGAAGAAAUCAAAAAAGCAUAAAAAGGAUAGCAGGUCGGAGUCUCCCAAAAGAAAGAAGAAAGACAAGAAGAAGAGCAAGGAUGAUAGCAAGAAAAAGAAGAAGAAGAAACAUCAUUCAGAAAGUGAAGACUCAAGUGACUCAAGUGACGACUCGGAUGCCUCAAUCUCCUCCGAGGACAUGAAGAAGAAAGAAAAGAAGGAUAAGAAGAAAUCUAAAGAAAAGAAGAAGUCAAGCAAACAUGAGAAGAAACGGGAAUCAAAGAAAAAGCACCAUGCAUCAUCAGACAGCGAUUCAGAUGAGGAAAAGGACCACCAUUCAAGAAAACUUAAGACAGAUGACUCCUCCCGUAAGAAGGACAAGAAAGAAGAUAAGAAGAAAAAUGAUAGCAGUAAGAAGAAAGAAGAUUUAAAUGAAACGAAUAGAGAGCAUGAGAGGCGCAAUGAUACUCGAUCCAAGCGUAACCAUGAGGAGAACAAGGAGGACAACCGCAUGAGACAUGGUGACAAACACAAAAGAAGCAGAAGAAAUUCAGAAAAUGAGAAUGAAAAUGAAUCGAUGGAUAGAGAAAAGAAGUCCAGAAAAAAGUCUCGAAGCCCUAGUGAAACCCGUUUGAAGCAGCGUCCUGGGUCCAAAGAUGUAAAACAAACCGAGUCAGGCCGAAAAAGGCCACAUGAAGAGAAGCGCAAAAACACGAAAGAUGACUCAGACAACGAAAGAGCAAAGAAGCGCUCCAAGAGGCAUGCAGCCAGCAGCUCCUCUGAUGACAGCAGCAGUUCAGAUGAGGAAGAGGAGCUGAAGCGGAAGAGAGGCAAGGAGAAGGACUUGAGGAAAGACAGGGACAGGCCCAUGAAGGGCAAGGAGCCCGAGAGCAGACCCGAGCCCACUGCUCGAAGAAGCCGCUCGCCGCCGCCCCACGCGGACAGGGACAAGGAGAAGGACCAGCGCCACGGCCGGGAGGCUCUCCGUCGGCCCUCACCUCGCCGAUCACCGGCCAGGAGGUCGCCCGCUCGCAGGCCCUCGCCUCCCGCGCGCCGCCAGUCGCCGCGCCGCGGGUCCAGGCACUCGCCGACCAGGUCGGCCUCCAGGAGGUCCCCGGCAAGGAGGUCGCCCCGCCGUUCGCCCCGUCGCUCGCCGCGCAGGCCGUCCCCUCGCUCCGUGCGCUCGCCGCCGCGAAGAGGGUCCCCGCGGAGAGCGUCGCCGCGCAGAGCAUCCCCGCGAAGAGGGUCCCCGCGGCGGGACCGCGACCGGUCUCCGCGCAGGUCGGCGUCGCCUCGGGCGUCGCGCUCCAGAGGCAAGCAGUACCGAAGGCAGUCCCGCAGCGCCAGCCGCAGCGGCAGUCGGGGUAGGGGCAGGUCCAGGGACAGGUCCAGGGACAGGUCCAGGGACAGGUCCAGGGGCAGGUCCAGGGACAGGUCCAGGGGCAGGUCCAGGGACAGGUCCAGGGACAGGUCCAGGGACAGGUCCAGGGACAGGUCCAGGGACAAGUCCAGGGACAGGUCCAAGGGCGGUCGCAACGCGCGCGGCAGAAGCUCCUCGCGCAGCCUGAGCUACUCCCCCGUGCGCAAGUACCCCGAGCGGUACAGGGACAUCCUGGAGGGCAAGCCGCGCCAGGACCGCCAGGACCGCGACGACAAGAAGGAGAAGGCCGUGUCCGUCAACACCAAGGUGGUGCCCAGGGUGAACCUUCGGGACUCUGGCAGCGAGUCCGACUCGGACUCGAGUGACUCGGACGUGGGCGCCGCCAUGGUGAAGAAGGGCCUGGACAAGGACCUGCAGGCCCUCAACAUCCUCAAGUCGGGCCUGGCCGCCAAGGCCAAGGAGGCCAUCGAGAAGAAGAUGCCCAAGCCAAUGCCGCCCGCCUCCACACCUGCCGCUCUGGCGCGGCCGGAUUCCCCCGGGAAGAAGGAGCGAGUAGAGAGGAUGCUGGCGGCGGUGGGCGUGACGCCCGGCGUGACGCCCGGCGUGACGCCGGUCUCCGAGAUCUCCCUCCCGGAGAAGCCCAAGCCCCCCAAGCUCAAAAUCAAGCCCGACCCAGAUGCGGAGGAGAGGCCACCCGUGGUGCAGGUGGUGCAGGCGGCGGCAGUGCAGGCAGUGCAGCUUCCCAAGACGAAGCCCUUCCAACUCAAGGACACCAAGAAGCUGGCCCUGUUCGGUCCCAACAAGCAGCCCCUGGGCCUGGCGUCCAAGAGUCCCGAGCGUCCCGAGGCUGUGAGCAGGCCACUUCCCUCCCCACCCAAGGCGCCACCCAAGGUGGCUCCAUCCAUUGCUACUCCUGCCGAGAGUGGCCCGACUCCAAACGCUUCCGACGUACCUGUAGCCGCACCUACUACGAAUGGAUCCGCACAGCGGGCUAGGGUCAAGAGGUCAUCAUCUAGCAGUAGUGGACACAAGUCAAGAAGUAGUUCAGAAUCAUCAUCAGCUUCUUCAGGAAAGUCACACAGUCGAAGUGGCUCAUCAUCCUCUAGUAGUAAAUCGAGAUCUCCAUCCCACAGCAGAUCUCGCUCUUCAAAGUCUCGAUCUCCAUCUGCUAAGUCUCAUUCCCGGAGAUCACGAUCUAGAAGUAGGUCCCAUUCCAGGAGUCAUUCAAGAUCUCAUAGCAGGCAUUCUUCCAGCAGCAGGAGUGGAAGUCGCAGUGGAAGUGGAAGUAGCCAUAGUAGCCGUGGAAGUGCAAGACGAAAUGGCACUAAGGACAGGAAGUCUCGCUCCCCCUCUAUUCCUAGGCGCCAUGGCUCCCCAAGUUUCUUAGACAGACGACGUAUAACAAGUGCCCGCAAACGUCCAAUACCAUAUCAACGUUCUAGCCCACUGGGCAGUGGAAGUGACUCAGAUGAUGAUAGUGAUAGCCGUAGCUCACGGUGGUCUGGAGGAAGCCGUAAUGGAAGCAAUGUAACCACACAACGCUAACACAAUAAAUUUUAGGCAGAAAAUCAAGCUACGCUUCUUAAUGUUGUGUUCUUGCAACGCUUGUGAAUGGGAGGAGUAGUGGCUGAAGAUUGUUUGUUGAGGAAGUUUCAAUCAAAAGUUAUUACAUUGUCUCCUCUUGCAUAGAAAAAUUGAGUACAAAUCAGAGUCUUCAUAUGUUUUGCCAAAGGUUUGAUCUGACAUCUAGCAGUAAUAAUGUGGCAAAGUUGGAAUGAUUAAGUCUCAUGUUAUGUGACGUGUUUCAUAUUAUCGAUAUUAUGCUUUUUAAAGAGCUUAUUGUGCUGAAAUUAUGUGAUACAUAAAGAACCUGUAAAUUAUCAGGAAAGUCCAAAGAAUUUCUAGUGUAAAAAAGAUGACAAAAAUCAAGCUGCCUCUCUUGGGGGACAAAUUCAUUGCAAAGGGUGCAAUUCUUGCUCCUAAAUUAAGCCUAUCUUAUUACUUAUUGAACUGUUAUUUAUGUGAGUUACCAAAGAAACAGACGAAGCCAUUAACAACUGGUUUCAAAGGUUUCCUUAACUUUACUAAUUUUUAAGAUUAAAAUAUGUUGGUGGAAAAACUUCUUCUCAUGGCAGAUGGAUUUUGAACUGUGUUAGUCAAAUGAAUUAUGUAAGUGGGUACCACAUCCUCAUUCCAGAAGGACGAUUUAUGAAAAAAUUAGGGUCCCUCAGACCAAGGUUGUCUGGAUUCUGAAGGGAGCUACUGUAUCCUGAAAAUAUGUAGCGUGUUUGACAACACCUUCUGAAGGCUGAAGAUCUUUCAAGAAUGCAUCUAAGGAAACGAAAAUUUGAACAAGUUUAUGGGCACAUUAUUGCUGGAGAGAAUUAGGUGCAUUUACUGUUUGUUUUUUAAUUUAAGUGUUGUUUUUAGGUUUUUUUUUCUUGUACUUGUUUAUGAAUAAUGCUCUAGUCAGAUCUCUUCUUUAUAAUUUUAAGAAAAAAGAUUGUUUGGUUUACAGUGUAUUGUAGGAAUAAUUGCCUAAAAUUUGAUGUUUUGUUAAUGUGUUCUAGUCUUUAAUUGUGAUAUUUUUGCCUUUUACUUAUUUAUUGAAAGCUAUUUAUUGGCAUAAAGAAUUUGCGUCACAUGGGAAAUUGAGGAAAUUAACUGAAUUGGUGACAAUACAUUUAGAAUGUAGAAGUUGUGAAGGAAAUGGAGUAGAUAAAAUGGAAAUAGUUUUGAAUUUCUUACCUAUUCUACAUUUCUGCAAAGUGCAGCUGAACACCAACAUUAAAGCACAGAUCUAAUAACAA